This is a messenger RNA of Chiloscyllium plagiosum (whitespotted bambooshark), 1013 nucleotides long. NCBI's taxonomy places the organism in Eukaryota, Metazoa, Chordata, Chondrichthyes, Orectolobiformes, Hemiscylliidae. The record is from RefSeq and is a predicted model, not a curated record.
AUGUCACAGGCAGGGGCAGCGGGCGGUGAAGAAGGCAAACGGUAUGUUCGCUGGCAUAGCGAGAGGAUUCAGCUACUUAGAGUUCUUGAUGGAACAGAAUUCCCAUCUCAUUUAGCAUCCAGUACCACCAUUGAAGACGGUAAACCAGCCAGAAAGAAGAAAGACAAUGAACCUUUACCAUCAACUAUUAUUGGUGACCCCUCAUUACAUGGCGAUGUCUGGUCCUGGCUGGAAUUUAUCUUGAACUCCACUUUCAGUGCUUUGUGGAUAUUGCCCCUGUUUGUCCUCAGUAAAAUAGUGAAUGCCAUCUGGUUUCAGGACAUUGCUGACCUAGCGUUUAAAGUGUCUGGAAGGAAAGCACAACCUUUCCCCAGUAUAAGUAAGAUUAUCGCGGACAUGCUUUUCAAUCUGCUCCUGCAGGCCUUGUUCCUCAUUCAGGGACUGAUAGUGAGUCAUUUUCCGAUUGAAAUUAUUGGACAGCUGGGGAGCCUAUUUCACAUGUCGAUGCUGUAUUCUCUCUAUUGCUUUGAAUACAAAUGGUUCAACAAUGGAAUUGAGAUGCAUCAGCGCUUGUCUAAUAUUGAGCGGAAUUGGCCUUAUUAUUUUGGUUUUGGAUUGCCAUUGGCUAUCCUCACUGCUCUGCCAUCAUCCUAUGUCAUCAGUGGCUGUUUGUUCUCCAUUCUCUUUCCUCUAUUUAUAAUAAGUGCAAACGAAGCAAAGACCCCACUGAGAUCAUUUCAUUUCCAGCUCCACCUCUUCUCCUUUGUGAUCAUGCUCAGCAAUAAACUCUUUCACAAGACGGUUCAUAUCCAAUCUGCCAUGACAACAACAGGGUCGUCUGAGCAUCUGCCAUCUCCUCAUUCAUCCCCUGCCAAACAACGAUCUACGACGCAGCAGUAAACUUCAGUUGAGGGUAUAAUGCCUCUUGCCCCCUCCCUUUGCAUAGGGUUCUCACAAAUGAUCCACAGCUCAAGAAGGCAGGACUGUUCUACUGGAGACUUUGUUAAUGAGCA